Messenger RNA from Ustilago hordei, 1155 nucleotides. RefSeq lists its product as uncharacterized. NCBI's taxonomy places the organism in Eukaryota, Fungi, Basidiomycota, Ustilaginomycetes, Ustilaginales, Ustilaginaceae. Gene Ontology annotation, biological process: protein import into peroxisome membrane. The transcript is spliced from 2 exons. The coding region runs from base 1 to 1155 and encodes 384 amino acids. Gene Ontology annotation, cellular component: peroxisomal membrane; peroxisome. The record is from RefSeq and is a predicted model, not a curated record.
AUGUCGAGCAACACCAGUACACCUUCUGCCUCUACGGCGGCAACAAAGUCCCCACCAGCCUCAGCGCACGUGGAAGACGUGGAUGAUUUGGAUGACCUUGAUGAUGUAUUGGAGGAAUUCAAUCAGCCUUCAAGCUCAAAGCCUGCUGCUUCCGCUGCUGCAACAGAAUCGAAGCCACCAGCAGCGUCGAGCUCGGAAACAACCACCGCAAACCAGGAGAACGCAUCUGCUGGUGAACGCGCUGCCGAUGACCCAGCUUUAGACGACGUUCUCUCGGAAGAUUUCGCCAAAGAGCUAGCACAAGGAAUGCAGCAACUGAUGAAAGAGCUGGGCGGACAAGCGAAUGUUGAUGCUGAAGGAUUGAUGGCUGGCGCACCCGGUUCAAACGGAGAGUUUAACGAGGGAGAACUGAUGAAGCAAUUCGAAGCUAUGAUGGCUGGCUUUGGCAGCGCACCCUCUGCUCCCUCCGCCUCUACUUGCUCCAACAUUGCAUCCUCUGCUGCUGCUGGUCCCUCUUCUUCCACCUCCCGCGAAGCUGCUACCACUGCUGCAGGCAACAAGCCGGGCAACUUCAACGAUGCGAUCUCCGCGACCUUGGCUAAACUCAAAGAAUCCGAUGCAACCGCAACCGCAACCGCAACCGCAACCUCCUCCUCCUCUGCCUCCUCUAACCCCUUCGCGGGGCUGUCCGGUCCGGAGGGCGAAGAAAUGGCCAAACUCGUCGCCGCUCUCGGUGGAUCCGGUGAUCUCUCGGGCUUAGAAGGCGCAAUGGAUAAUCCCGAGUUGACAAAGAUGUUGGAGGGGAUGAUGGACGAGCUUAUGUCCCGCGACAUCCUCUAUGAGCCACUUAAAGAACUGAGAGACAAAUACCCUGCAUAUCUAGCUGGGGAGGAGAGCAAAGGAAUCUCGGAGGAAGAUAGGAAGAGAUACGAAUUGCAGAGUAAAUACAUUGAUGAGAUUGUAAGGAUCUUUGAACAACCAGGGUAUGAUGCAAAGAACAAGGAACAGGGUGGAAGGAUACAGGAGUUGAUGAACCAGAUGCAAGACUGUGGUAGUCCUCCGAAGGAGAUUGUUGGGGAUAUGCCUACUGAGUUGGACGGUUUGCCUGGCUUUGGGGGUAGCGGCAAUGCGGGCGAGGAGUGUACGAUCAUGUAG